UCUGACGGAGCUGUCUCCCUGCCACCAGCAUUUUGUUGUUUGGUCUUUAGAUGACUAGAGAUAGAACAAUGCAUGAACACAGAUACAUAAACUGUGUGACUGAUUUCACUGAGCACUGUCACAUCUCAGAAUUUCCUAGAAGGAUUCAUGAGUCAAAAAUUUACUCACUGAAGCAUUAUAUUACACAAACCUAAUGAGAUAACAGAGAAAAUAUUUAUACUCAAGGAAAUAGUGUGCAGCUGUUCACAGCAUGUUGCAUAGAAAUAUUUUGACAUGGGAAAGAGUUUCUGAUAUGUUUCUAAAUGAAAGAAAUAGGUAAACUAGCAACAUUCGCUGAUAUAUGUAUAUAUUUAAAUUCAGGAUACUCGUGAAAAUGUAGAGUAAAAUGGUAUAAUUGUAUAUACACAUUAUUAAUAAUGCUCAUUUGGUUUUUUUCAGGGUAUGACCUCUUUAGUCUUAAAUAGAGUUUCAUCAUGUUUUUCUAAGAGAGUUUUGAGACUUGGUGUCAGAUGCUCAUACAAGCCCUGCCCUUUAUCACACUUCAGUUCUUGACCAGCUUCCUUUAAGGAAUGGGGGGAAACCGGUCAUGGGUCACAGAGUUCGUGCUGCUGGGAUUCCAGCUCAGUGCACAGACGGAACUGCUCCUCUUCUGGGUCUUCUCCCUGCUCUACACCUGCAGUCUGCUGGCAAACGGCAUGAUCUUUGUGCUCAUCUGUCUGGACCAGAGAUUACACACCCCCAUGUACUUCUUCCUCUCCCACCUGGCCAUUAUUGACGUGUCCUAUGCUUCCAACAAUGUCCCCAAGAUGCUGGCAAACUUAGUGACCCAGAAUAGAACCAUCUCCUUUGUCCCAUGCAUCAUGCAGACAUUUUUGUAUUUGGGCCUUGCUGAUGCAGAGUGCCUGAUUUUGUUGGCGAUGUCCUAUGAUCGGUAUGUGGCCAUCUGCCACCCCCUCCAGUACACGGUCAUCAUGAGCUGGACUAUGUGCAUGGUACUGGCUGCCACUUCCUGGUCAUUUGGGUUUGUCUUGGCUCUGGUACAUGCGGUUCUCCUUGUAAGGCUCCCAUUCUGUGGGUCUUGGGAAGUCAACCACUUCUUCUGUGAGAUUCUGUCUGUCCUCAAGCUGGCCUGUGCUGACACCUGGCUCAACAAAGUGGUCAUCUUCGCUGCUGCUGUCUUGCUCUUAGUCGGGCCCCUGUGCUUGGUGCUGGUCUCCUACACACACAUCGUCUGGGCCAUCCUGAAGAUCCAGUCUGGGGAGGGCCGCAGAAAGGCCUUCUCCACCUGCUCCUCCCACCUCUGUGUGGUGGGGCUCUUCUUUGGCAUAGCCAUGGUGGUUUACAUGGUCCCUGACUCCAGUCAACGAGAGGAGAAGGAGAAAAUACUGGCCUUGUUUUACAAUCUCUUAAAUCCGAUGCUAAACCCCCUCAUCUACAGCCUGAGGAACGCCCAGGUGAAGGACGCCUUGUGUAAGGCCCUGCAGGUGAGGGCCAGGUGAAGGGAGAACUCAGAGAGUUUUCCCAAUUAGAAGUUUCAUAUACAAAUAGUAAUUGUUCAAAUUCUAGCUCUGAAAAUAGGGUAAACUUCCAUGGAAGAGCAUAGCUUUUAAAGUUGUAUGGGAAAACCAAAUUAUUAGAAUUUUUAGUUUUUCUUUUAAAAAACAUAGUGAAUUCUCAUUUUCUCAAGCCAGGAAUAUUACAUGGAGAAGAAAUUAAAUGUGAGAAAAUUAUAUCAACACACUUCUGUGGCUUAGAUAUUUGACUUCUUAUCGCCUUGUGGUAGUUGGCAACAGCACAAUAAACAUGAUGCCCUAUGAGAGAACCUCCAAAGUGGACUGAAAUUUUACUACAGAAAAUACUGCAGAGUUAUAUGAACCUGCCUCACCAGUUGUGUGGUGAAUGAAAUGAAAGUUUAAAGAAACUCUAAAUUCCUUCAUGAAGUAAUUUAGUAGCCAAGGGGAAAAGUUAGGGAAAUGUGUAGUACAACAAGAAACUAUGUAAAAAAUCCUAAAAUGUCUUAAAGGUCAAAUGAAGGAAAUGUAUCAGUAAUAUUUAAGUGGUUCUAUAGGUAAACAUUUUGAGCACUACUCAAACUUUACAUUUAUUCUUGGGUUAUGGUAAUUUCUAACAGAGCGAGAUUAAAUCCCCUGUUGAAGUUCUUGACAUUUGUCCCACCAAUAUUUUCUCAGUGUCUGAACCCCUCAGCUGAAGAUGGCUUGAGGUGGCAGCAAGCAGCACAAGACAACUGUGACAGAGCUGAGUAGGCAAGGGGGGAAGGGAUGUGGUGGGAGAGGAUGCUGGGGAAGUGAAUCCCUUCACCUUUUCACCCAGCCCCCACCCCCUCCCUCUGACAGCUGUCAUCUGUUCUCUGUAUCUAUGAGUCUGUUUCUAUUGUGUAUGUUAG
Messenger RNA from Phyllostomus discolor (pale spear-nosed bat), 2404 nucleotides. RefSeq names its product olfactory receptor 2A2-like. The record is from RefSeq and is a predicted model, not a curated record. Lineage: Eukaryota; Metazoa; Chordata; Mammalia; Chiroptera; Phyllostomidae. The transcript is spliced from 2 exons. Gene Ontology annotation, cellular component: membrane. Gene Ontology annotation, molecular function: G protein-coupled receptor activity; olfactory receptor activity. Bases 570 to 1499 code for a protein of 309 amino acids. Gene Ontology annotation, biological process: G protein-coupled receptor signaling pathway.